This is a messenger RNA of Trematosphaeria pertusa, 1771 nucleotides long. RefSeq lists its product as uncharacterized. The record is from RefSeq and is a predicted model, not a curated record. Bases 52 to 1542 code for a protein of 496 amino acids. Lineage: Eukaryota; Fungi; Ascomycota; Dothideomycetes; Pleosporales; Trematosphaeriaceae. The transcript has 2 exons. Gene Ontology annotation, molecular function: protein binding.
AUUUUACUUCACACCCAAGAGAAGACUCUCAAUGCUACUCGCCUAAGAAUUAUGACCUCGCAACAGGCUGAUGUCCCCGCCGAAUUAACUACGCGUAAUGUUCCUUCGACAGAGCAAUGGGAAACAAACAAAGAGUUCCUGAGGCAGCUAUACAUCAUUCAAGAAAUGACACUCAAGGAUCUGAUGGCAAUAAUGCGAAAUCAACGCAGCUUCUACGCCACAGCUAAGAUGUAUAAGUCCCGGUUCUCAAGAUGGGGGUUCGUGAAGCACAACAGUCUCAAAGAUAUGGAAAAAGUUGCGCGUCGCAUAGUCCAGGGAGGAAAUACCAAUCCAAACGCGACGUUCACUAUCAAUGGCAGAUCUGUGACUGCCCAAGAGGUAGCGCGGUACUUUAGGAGAAGGGGACUAAAGAGAUUGGAAGAUGUUGUUGAGCGCUCUACGGUCACAGCCCAGGAGCCAGAUGAAAGAGUGACGUCAGAAACGCAGGCGUCAGCUUGUAGUGGAACAUCGAGGCUCCAUCAGCUCGCUUCCUUCCGUAUGCCUAUCGCCCCAGUGGUAUAUAUCAAUCAUGAGAUGAUCCUCAAGAUGAUAGAGGUGUAUUACACUGGUUGUUGCGAGACCAAUCUGUGGUACACGUGCACUGCUGGGCGAAUUAGGACGCGCAAGCCAAUCUUCGAUGCAGCUACUGUGCUCGAUAGGUUCGUUGGCUUCUGGAUAGCGGGACUGAAUUUCGCCCGGAAAGGUUCGCGACGUGCCUGCAACCGAGCUCUACUCCAGGCUCGCCAAAAGAUUCCACGGAUCAUUACGGCAGAGCAUCCAAGCACUAUCCGAGCGAUCUUGGAGAUGCUUCUCGAAUACGCAAAAGCAAAUCAGUACGCAAUGGCAACUUUGAUGCUCAAAGAGAUCAUCAAGGCGUGUCCACCUAACCAUUCACUGGCCAUUAUAUGCAGGACGGCCCUCCAGGUCCCGCCCAGCGAAGCCGAAAGUAUGGCACUAUCAGGGUUAGCUUGCGGCGCUGAUACUUUGGCAAAGCAAUGCGGACAGUAUCAUUACGCUGUCGUCCGUUGUAGAGUUGCCCUCAUCGCCUCAAAGUCGACUUACAUGUGCAGCACUCAGAUUGCAGCCGAAGCAAACCGACUGCUCGAAGACUUUGCACAAUCGAGUCAGUUCUCAGCUGAAGGCUACCUGAGCAUUUCAGAGUCGCUCCUGGAAAAUUUAGUGGAUCUCGGGGCAUUCCCUAAAGCCGAAGCAAUCAUAGAGAAUAUGAAGAAGUACGCUCAGAAUUUACCGGCGGAACGGAUCCUAAGAUGGAUGGUGAGCUGCUCAGAUCACUUGUCCAAAGUCCAAUAUUGUCAGCAAAAGUACGAUCUUGCGGAGGAGAACUGUCGGUAUGUGAUUCAGGCCCGUGUUGCAAAUUUCGGCCCCGAUGACCCUUGGGCCCUGGCUUGCAUGUCAAGGCUGAGCGAAUGGCUGCGCCUCUGGAACCGGUGCGAUGACGCAGUGGAAGUGGAAGAAUGGAGAGCCGCCAGAUCAAGUUCCUGAUCAGCACAACAGGGAAGCUGUACGGUCAUGCGCCAAGUACGACGCAGACGAGUGAUCUCGUGUGCGUGUUGUCCGGUGGAAAAGUAUCAUUCGUGUUGUGCAAAUCCGGAUUUCGCAUUGGAGAUGAGUUCUGGCGGAGGAUAUACAAGCUUGUCGGUGCUGCGUUUAUUAUUGGUCUUAUGCUGAGUGAAGCUCGACCGAAGCCCGGUAGUACCUAGGUAAAGGAGAG